Messenger RNA from Gracilinanus agilis (Agile Gracile Mouse Opossum), 1317 nucleotides. It is a transcript of the gene KCNG3, whose product is annotated as potassium voltage-gated channel modifier subfamily G member 3. Gene Ontology annotation, molecular function: protein binding; delayed rectifier potassium channel activity. The coding region runs from base 1 to 1317 and encodes 438 amino acids. Gene Ontology annotation, biological process: potassium ion transmembrane transport; protein homooligomerization. The record is from RefSeq and is a predicted model, not a curated record. Gene Ontology annotation, cellular component: membrane; voltage-gated potassium channel complex. Lineage: Eukaryota; Metazoa; Chordata; Mammalia; Didelphimorphia; Didelphidae. The transcript is spliced from 2 exons.
AUGACCUUGGGCCGAGGAGGGAUGACUUCGGUGGUGCUGAACGUGGGCGGCGCCCGCUACUCACUGUCCCGAGAACUGUUGAAGGACUUCCCACUGAGCCGGGUGAGCCGGCUUCACGGUUGCCGCUCCGAGCGGGACGUGCUCGAGGUGUGCGACGACUAUGACCGUGAGCGCAACGAAUAUUUCUUCGACCGGCAUUCGGAGGCCUUUGGCUUCAUCUUGCUCUACGUGCGCGGUCAUGGCAAGCUGCGCUUCGCCCCGCGGAUGUGUGAGCUCUCCUUCUACAACGAGAUGGUCUACUGGGGCCUGGAGGGCGCACACCUCGAGUACUGCUGCCAGCGGCGCCUCGACGACCGCAUGUCGGACACUUACACCUUCUACUCAGCUGAUGAGCUGGGUGCGCCUGGCCGCGAGGAGGCGCGGGCCGCCCGGGGGUCCGAGCCAGUGGCAGCUAAGAAGCGCUGGUUGGAACGAAUGCGCAGGACCUUCGAGGAGCCCACAUCCUCGCUGGCCGCGCAAAUCUUGGCCACCGUGUCGGUGGUAUUCGUGAUCGUGUCCAUGGUGGUGCUCUGUGCCAGCACCCUGCCAGAUUGGCGGGCCGCGGCUGUGGACAACCACAGCUUGGAGGAACAGAGCAGGUACACCGCCGGCCCUGGGAGGGAGACUUCCGGGAUAAUUGAAGCCAUCUGUAUAGGUUGGUUCACUGCAGAGUGCAUUGUGAGGUUCAUCAUCUCCAAAAACAAGUGUGAGUUUGUCAAGAGACCCCUGAACAUCAUUGAUUUACUGGCAAUCACACCCUAUUACAUCUCUGUGUUAAUGACAGUCUUUACAGGAGAGAACUCUCAACUUCAGAGAGCUGGAGUCACCUUGAGAGUCCUUAGAAUGAUGAGGAUUUUUUGGGUAAUUAAGCUUGCCCGUCAUUUCAUCGGCCUUCAGACACUUGGUUUGACUCUCAAACGUUGUUAUAGAGAAAUGGUUAUGUUACUUGUCUUUAUUUGUGUUGCCAUGGCAAUCUUUAGUGCACUUUCUCAGCUUCUUGAACAUGGGCUGGACCUGGAAACAUCUAACAAAGAUUAUGCCAGCAUCCCUGCUGCCUGCUGGUGGGUGAUUAUCUCUAUGACUACAGUUGGCUAUGGUGAUAUGUAUCCUAUCACAGUGCCUGGAAGAAUCCUUGGAGGAGUUUGUGUAGUGAGUGGAAUUGUUCUACUGGCAUUGCCCAUAACUUUUAUCUAUCAUAGCUUUGUGCAAUGUUACCAUGAGCUCAAGUUUAGAUCUGCUCGAUAUAGUAGGAGCCUCUCCACUGAAUUCCUCAAUUGA